This is a messenger RNA of Protopolystoma xenopodis, 225 nucleotides long. The record is from the annotation of a GenBank genome assembly. Lineage: Eukaryota; Metazoa; Platyhelminthes; Monogenea; Polystomatidea; Polystomatidae.
AUGGGCCCAGGUCAGAGGGAGUCGAGUUGCCUUGGGGCAUCUGGUGAACUCAAGCCGGCCCGAGGCAGCGAAGCAGAUCCCGAGGUAGUCUGUCGAAGAUGGCCGACGCAUGAAGGCGCCUCUUCGUCCCAGAGAAGCGGACUCUCUAAGCCGCCCGGAACGUCGAAACUGCCGAUUGGCCCCAGUUUGAGACGGAAUCAAACCGAAAAGGGUUCACUUCGGUAG